Messenger RNA from Pezoporus occidentalis (night parrot), 1407 nucleotides. RefSeq lists its product as uncharacterized. The transcript is spliced from 3 exons. Lineage: Eukaryota; Metazoa; Chordata; Aves; Psittaciformes; Psittacidae. Bases 439 to 1407 code for a protein of 322 amino acids. The record is from RefSeq and is a predicted model, not a curated record.
CCAGUUUGCCAGGAGCUCGCCCAGGGAAUUCACUCACACCACUUCUCCCUCGCACCACGUGUGGCCCGGGAACAACCCCUCUGCUCCCCGCUUGCUUUCCUGUGCAAGCGAUAAGGAGGAAAUCCGUCCCAGACAGCCGGACAGAGAGCUCACCCCUGCCCCAUGGUGCAGCCAGUCCGAGUCGCCAGCUCGCAGGACGUUAAUUAGAGGUGGCCGCCAAUUAAGAGCGGAACAGUUCAUGCCAGUGCCAGGGCUGCCUGGCGCCGGAUCAAGAGAAACAACCCCUCGGUGUUUACACUGCGGAGUAACCCGACAUCCCGUAACUCCGCGUUACUCACUGCGGUGACCUCAUCCUGUGCCCGCCUGCUACAAGCGCUCGUAAUUACACCUCACCGGCUGCUCUUCCCUCUCCACGGCAGAUACGAGGAAUAAUUAAUAAUGUGUAUCUAUGGAGUAGAGCUCGUACCCCCCCCCUCCCAUCCCCGACCCGCAAGCUGGAAGCAGGACCGGGUCCGUUACCUGCGCUCGCCCCCCGCUCGGCAGCCGCGGCUCUCCCAUGGCUCUGCCCGCCGGGCGGUGGGGACCGGGGGCUCCGGGGGGAUCUUCUGCCGGGCUGCAACAGAAAAGCUGCCGGGGCUCUCGGAGCGGACAAGGGAAUCCUGCGGCCCCCGGAUGCUGCGGGAGGAGCUGCCGGGGCUGCCCGGUCCCCGCAGCCCCAAGCGGGGACGGGGGAACCGAGACUCCGCCGGGCUGGACCGCAGGAGCGGGUCGGAGAUGCUCGUGGUCCGCGUCGUUCCCCCCCCUCCACACCUCCCAGCGCUUUCCAUCACAAAAGCGGCUUCUUGCCUGCAGGAGCCGGUGCCGUUGGAGCCCGGGAGGGAAGGAAGCAGCCCCGGCCCGGCGGAGGGAGCGCGCUGCCGGCACGGUGCUGCCAGCGCGGCUCGCCCGCCCCGCCGCCUCCCUCCCCUCUCCAUCCAUCCCUCCCUCGCCGCCUUCCUCCACCACAUCCUCCUCCUCCUCCUCAUCCCCUCCCGCUCUGUCCCGGCAAUCCCGCUCCCCCAUCUGAGGGGGGGGGGACCUGAGGGCAGCCCGAGCAGCUUCCCUCGGGAUUGGGAAGCGGAAGGGGGGGCUGCAACCGGGGAAGGGGAGUCAGAGGGACCCGUCCGCUUCCGCCCGCUGCUGCGGCAGGGAGAGGAGGGGGAAAGAGGAUCCGGCACCCCCUCGACGGCCCCGAUUACCCCAAACGCAUUAUCACUGCCGUGGCAAUCUGCAAGUCUGAGCCCUUGCGCUAAAAGGGAGAAAGACAAAGUCCUCCUUCAUUCUGCUGCAGGCAAGGCAAAACGAGCAGGCAAGCGAGAUCCCGAGAUCCGCAGAGCCCCGUCCCACUUCCCUGGGAUGAUGGCCUAA